Messenger RNA from Agrilus planipennis (emerald ash borer), 3118 nucleotides. It is a transcript of the gene slim, whose product is annotated as kelch domain-containing protein 10 homolog. Gene Ontology annotation, molecular function: protein binding. The coding region runs from base 464 to 1777 and encodes 437 amino acids. The transcript has 4 exons. The record is from RefSeq and is a predicted model, not a curated record. Lineage: Eukaryota; Metazoa; Arthropoda; Insecta; Coleoptera; Buprestidae. Gene Ontology annotation, biological process: positive regulation of stress-activated MAPK cascade.
AGUAAGUUGAACUAAACGAUAUAAAUAAAUCUCCUGUUUUAUUAUUGUUUUUGUUAAGUAUUGCUAUAAAAGAAAGAUUAUUUAAAGUUAUCUAAAAAUCGAUAUCAUUUUAAUAUAUUACCAAGGUUUCUUUGUAUUAAAUUGAAUAUGUGAAAGGUGAAAUAGUGGGAAAUAACCUGAAUCAAGGCCAUUUGGUGUUCGGUCAUCCAUAUCUAUCAUUUUUUAAUAAAAGUUUUAAAUAUAAUGAAUGAAAUACUAUGAAGACGCGUCGUGUGUACUAAAUAAGGAACGAUAAAUAUUGACGUACAAGUUGUACAAAAUUAUGUAAACUAGUCCGUGUUUCGUCAACAAAAUUCGCUAAAUUUAAUAUAAACUAUUGUGUUUAUUAGUUAAUAAAGUGUUAUUGCUAAACAAGUGGUUACAAUUAUUAAAUCAACUCAAAUGUGGUACAAGAAGUGCCUGUAUGUUCUUAAAAAUCGUAGCAACAGUAAUUUGCAAAGCCCUAAUAUAUUUUCUUGGAUUUUUUAAAAUGGGAAAUAGGAACAGUGUAACUAACAAUAAAACAAUGGAUCCUUACAAGUUUAAAAUAUUUCAAUUCGAAAUUGUUAAACCUAACAGAAGCAAUGGUAUACCUUUGCCAAGAAGUGGACAUAGGAUUGUAUCUGACUCUGCCAAUUUAUACUCUUUUGGAGGAUAUAAUCCUCUGAUACUCAACGAGGAAGGCUCAAGAGAUGAAGAUGAUUUUGCUGUGAAUUCAUAUCCAUUAUUUCAAGAACUUUGGAAAUUUAAUUUUGCUUCCAAAAAUUGGAAACGGUACAACAGUCGUCAAACUUUACCUCAGGAACUUGCCUCCAAUGCAGUUAUACGUGAAGGAAAUUUUUUGAUGGUAUAUUCAUGUGUCUUUGGGGGCACUGGUUCUCCUUUUGGCUAUCGCUGUAGCAAUCAACUCUACAUAUGCCGCCUGAAUGAUGAAACAGGGGAAAUGUUUGAAGUAACUACAACAGGACAACUUCCACUGCCUCAAUAUGGUCAAGCCCUACUUCAUCAUAACAAUUAUCUGUACACUAUUGGGGGAACUACUGGAUUCUCUUAUACUUGUGAUAUCCAUAGGCUACACAUAGGCAAGAAAGUGUGGGAAAAUAUUUACAUUUGCCAAGGACAGUCUGAUUUGGAACCAGUUGGUAGAUAUCGUCACGAAAUUGCCUUUGAUGGCAAGAAUAUAUACAUUUUAGGCGGUGGAACAGCAGAUGAGGCUUUUGAUUUUUAUGAAAUCCCUGUCUUUAACAUAGAGACUAGACAGUGGCAAAAAAUUAGGACUAAACGAGACCCACAGACUAGGGCUCAUUCCCCUUAUCGCUACGUGGGGGUGCCAUUACCUCGAAGGUGCCACGGGGCAGUUCAAAUUCAAACCGAAAAUGAUAUUCACGUGUUCGUUACGGGGGGUUACGACGGUGAUUUGGUGUUCGACGACCUGUGGCGUCUUGAAUUGUCAACGAUGCAGUGGCGUCUAAUUGAGAGAUGCACGUUACCGUGGCCUACGUAUUUUCAUAGCGCGAGUGUGACACCCGAGGGUAAGUUGUACGUGUUCGGAGGCAUUUACGCCGAUGAAAAUAUUCGGAGAAAUAACGACAUUGUGUCCACAUGGCUGUGUAUACCGAAAUUGAGCGAGAUGUGUUGGGAGGCGCUCUUACAUUACUAUCCGAAAAUCGUCAAUUGUCCGAAAAAUAAACUUAUCAACGCUGGAUUGCCACGGCAUUUCGUGCAGCGCCUUGAAUAAGAAAAUUAACAUUAACAUUUUGGAAUUUUCGUAGAAAAUCGAGAAGUGGAAGGUUACUAUCAAUAUUUUGUGAUUGCAAGUGAUGGAGGAUAAUUACAUACCAAAAUCCGGCGUAGAUUUUUUUGUUGGAUCAAAUCUCCUACAUAGAAAAGUUUAUUCGACAGAUAUUAUUUUAAAAUGACCCCUCCUCUAAUUAAAAAUUAUUGUUUUCUUUCGUUUUCAAUUUUAUUAAAUGAGUGUUAGAAUCGCUUAGUAAUGGCUUUGUAUUGAACCAAAAAGUUUUGGAAAUUUUAUAAAAUAGUUAUACGAUUAAAAGGAACAUAAUUGUCGAAAUAAAAUCAGCUUUAUAUCCGAAAGUAGUUGUCUACCAUGUAAAUAUUGUGAUUGGAGUUUUGUAAAUAAAUAUCUAAUAUGGGUGCGACAAAACAGUAAGAAAUAAAGUAGUAGCAUGUUGAUUAAUUUUCAAAAAAUGGUAUAUAUUACAAUAGCAGUUUUACUUUAAUAAUGUGUCAAAUUGGUGAUUGUUGCUGUGAUAAAUUUUAAUUCAACGUAAUUUUUUGUACUAUUAAUUCGCACUUCACUAUUGUCACAAUUAGAGCCUGUAAAACAGGCCAUUUUUCGGUCAUAAUAUAUCUUGCUUGCUUAGCUUUAAUAUGAAAAACUGUGAAAACUGCUUAAUUGGAAAGUAUAUGAAGUUUCAGUAAAAAAUCUCUUAUUAAUAAGAAAUCGUAAACACAGCUAUAAAAUUAAAAACAACCAUACAGUUGCUGUUUUCUUUUAAAUUUGACUGAAAAUAUUUCCAAAAAGAUUACUUGCUUGUAUCUAUUAUAGAUGUCAGUUGUAUUAUGCUUUUCUUUUAAGACACUAGUUGGGCAAACCUAAGAUAACUGUUACUGGAACUAGAACUCAUAUUUUUUAUGCAAAUUAUUAAUACUAACCAUUUUAUUCCUAAAUAGACCAAAAGUUGUAAAAAAAGUGUAUUGAAUAUUAUUUUUCCUUGUCAAUAGUCCAACCUUUAAUUUAAUUGCUUUAGGAAUAAGAGUGUUAGCAUAGUAACUUACACAAAAAAUAUGAGACUUUCAACCACACGGUAGAUUACCCAUGUUAGUAUAGCUAGGACCUUUUUUUUUAACUAUCCACAUAUAAAAGAAUAAAAACCUUUUCGUGCCUUGAGUACAGGUUGAAUGAUAAAAUAGCUGUCUAAUAUAAUUUCACAUUUCAUGUGAUUAAAAAAUGUUCUAUCUAUAUCAAAUGAUAACAAGAUGUACAAUUAAACGCGAAUUUUAAGUUAAAAUUAAUAUUUAUUUGAAUUUGAAUUAUAAAUAAAUACGUUUUUAUGUG